Phytophthora nicotianae INRA-310 is the source of this 3749-nucleotide messenger RNA. RefSeq lists its product as hypothetical. The record is from RefSeq and is a predicted model, not a curated record. Gene Ontology annotation, biological process: regulation of GTPase activity. The transcript has 4 exons. Gene Ontology annotation, molecular function: lipid binding. Bases 917 to 3571 code for a protein of 884 amino acids. NCBI's taxonomy places the organism in Eukaryota, Oomycota, Peronosporomycetes, Peronosporales, Peronosporaceae.
UUGCAGCAAGUCUCCAGCCGUGUUUGAGCCUUCCAUAUAAACAGCACAGUUUGCUGCUUUCGAUCGCCUUCUAACGUAUCAGUGAUACCAUCCGCCUCACCCCACGUUGUUCCAUUGCCGGUCGAGGCUGCUUCAGCCUGUCCGGAAGGUCUCAACACGCAGGGAUACUGUCCAGCGUGGAGUUCGGAAGGGGUCGUCGAGUCGACGAAUACUCGCGCGGAGUUGUAGGGGCCCUGGGGGUUUCUUUGCUGCGAAUGAUGGUGUGGUGGCGUCGAGUUCAAGUGGGCUAGACGCCCGCCAAGAUACAUCCAGUCAAUAUUGUGCGGUGCCGCGCGAUGUUAUCGACAGCACGUCGCAGCUUAUGGUCAUCGCAGCAAGGGGCUACUAUCGAAGGAUAUUGCAGACAUCAAAGAAUUAACGCAGUAAGUAGCUUUACAAUGCGCGCGAGCUUACGUGCCUGCUGCGUGUUUGCUCCGUCGAGUCGCCAGCGCCAACCGAACUUGGCGAUCGAGCCGUUUGACAUACCAGGGUAGCUUUUGGUUUGCAGAGCUUCGAGAAUACUUUGCCGCUUCAAGUAGAAGGAAGGGCUGCCGGUGCAUGCGACGUGUGAGCGGAGCCCGUCUAUUGCUGGUUCUGAUCGUCGACCAGCAUCUCCGACGGUCACACCGGGUCACUGAAACUGGAGUAUGGAGCUCAGAGCCACCAAAGAGCUUCUUGACAAGAAGGCCGUUUCAUCGUGCGAGACCGUAAUUUGCGUUCCUGACAGAAAGCGUUACCCGCUCUGCAAGUCUUGCGUGGUUGGGCUGCUGGCGGAUGGGAAGUGAAAGUCAUGCAUAAUGGAGAGAAUCCAUCGCAAAACGCAGUUACAAUUUGCACUCCAUCAACUGUUUCAUGUUAGUUUUUCCGUACUUAGAGAAUGACUAAACAAAUUGUGGUUGAUGAAAAUUUGGAGAUGGCCCUUAUUUCAACCUGUCAGUACAAUUCCGACCGGGGCCUGGCUUUUCUGAUCAACCGCCGCCUACGCUCCGCAUCUCUCAGUCUCCAUCUUGCUGAGCUGGAGUGUACAUCGAUGCGCAUGCUGCGCGCCGUGCGGGAGCUACUCCGCAGCCGCCGCCGUGAUGGCAACGAUCGCGACUCGAGGCUGCCGCGCUCAUCGACGACGCAAUACAAGACGAAUCCAAGUGUGCGCGCUGCUAGCAACACGACCUUGGCGUCCAUUGGACCGGACGAGACAGUACGCAACGCGGUGGCGUUUCUGACGCAGGAAGACGCCGAGAGCGCGCUCAUCUACGCGCUUGUACAUGACCCAGAGUUCCGCUUGGCUUCAGCGCUGGCGACGACGCCGUCGGGCGCCGAUGUGAACGUGAUCCGCGCGCUUCUGUUUGUGUUCGAGAACCACGAGGAUCAACUGCGUAAACUAUUGGGGCUGCUCAUGUUUCGCGAGAUGGUGCACACACACAACUGGAACGAGCUGUUCCGCGCCAACUCGGCCACCACAGCUCUUUUGCGCGAAUACACAUGCGAAUUGGGCGGUGGGUUUCUAUCUCACGCACUGGCGGACGUGAUCAGCGAGCUCUGGGUCAGCUCGGACGGCUACGAGGUGAACCCACGUUACCUCCAACCGCAGGAUGAUCUCCAAGCCAAUCAGCAGCGACUGGAAGCGUUAGGUGAGCGCACAUUGGACCGCAUUUUCAGUGCAGCGUCGCUCUUUCCUUACCAGGUUGCCAAAAUCUACCGCGUUCUGGAGCUUGAGAUGAUGCGGCUUAUUGAACGAGACCGACGCAGUAACGUGUCGCUGCCUAGACUCAGCGCCAUCGGAGGCAGCAGCAACAGCCUGAUCUCGUCGGACGCUGGCAACGGCAACAGCAACAACAGCUUUUUGGAGCGUACAUCCUUCGAGAGCGCUGGGCUUGGAGGACUACCCCGUCUCAGCUCCGUCGAAGAGAGUCUGCUCGAUGAGGAACUCACUCAGUCCAACAGCUCGAACGGCACGUCUUCUACUGUUUCUGCCGCCAAGGAGGAGUUCUACAUGCACCUGGGAGGACUGGUGUUCUUGCGAUUCCUGUGCCCUGCGCUUGUGGUCCCACACAAGAUGAACUUGACGCCAGAGAAUGCCGCGCCGGACAAGCAAAUGCAGCGCACCCUUGUGCUACUGGCAAAACUGAUGCAGUCACUGGCGAACAACGUUGAGUACUCUACCUCGACUGAAUCCUUCAUGGUGCCGUUCAACUCGUUCCUCGCUCGAAAUCGACCCAAGCUCACGCGUUUCUAUGACCAACUGUGUCAACAAGCACAGAACGAUCCCCGCCGAGAGAGUCUGGUUGCACGCUGCAACGCAGCCCCGCGAUUAUCACAGCUUUGGGCAAGUCGGAGCAGCAGUAGUUUGGGCAAAGACCCAUCGAUUGUGAACCUCACGGGAGCGCGCUUUAUGGAGGCACCAGAGGCAUCUUGCGCUGUCUUACGCAACUGGAUGAGCUCACAUCUCGAGUACCUGGCGAUGGAGGUGGCGGAUAAUCACAAGUUCCGUCGACAACAACACAUCGUGGUAAGUAACGGGAGCAGUAGCAGUGGGAACUCCACUCCUCCAACAACGACUACUUCAGCGAUGUCGACCUCACCUCUGAAGCCUCGACCUAAGAGGAAACUGAAGACGUCAAAGAGCUCAACAUAUCCGGUAGAAAUCCAGGAAGAAGACGAGGAGGAAAAGACGGAUGAUGCCACAUCCAGGUCCUCUCAGAGGAAUGAUAUAGCGAUGCCUGUUUCGCUGGAUGAGUUGGAUAGAAUUAUGGGCAACACAAGCCACCGCGACAGCCAGUUGAUGAAAGUCUACUACGCAAAGCUCUCGCAGAACGGUCUGCAGCGGCUACUGCAUGUGAACGACAUCGAUGGAGCUGAAUGGACAGUGUACAGGAGUAGAGGAGAUGUUGAGGUGCUCCGCAAAACGCCAGCUCAUUUCGUGUGCCCAACGGGGGGCUUUGCCUCUGAGAAGGACCGACUGGUAGAGAUGAAGGGAUGUGUCACCAUCCAGUCUACACCCCAGCGUGUAUUUGAAUAUUUGCGAUCGCUCGAGAACGAACGCACUACAGCUCCAGGAAGCAGUACGGAUGAUGACAAGACAAGGGUCAGGAGAGUGGAGCCACUGGACGACUCAAAAACAGUGCUGUACAGUGAGCAUUCGAAACUCUCCCUGUGGCCCGCGUGGUUGGUAAAACCUCGUGAUUCCUGCGAUCUCCACAGCUUUGUCGAGAAGACAGGUCGACCGGAUACGUAUGCAGUGCUUCAGGAGUCUAUUCCGCGUCCAGACGUACCUGAGCGCAAGGGCAUUGUGCGGAUGGCUUACGCCACUGGUGGCUUCCUCAUUGAGCCAUCUGCAGGAGACGAGGAAAAGUCGGACGCACAAGCAAAGGGUAAAGCGUUUACAAGGCUUACCUGUAUCGUAAGGGCCGAUUUCAAGGGGCUAAUGCCCCGGUACCUUGCGGAGAGCAUCGUCUAUCGGCAAGUACUGGAGAUCGAGACCAUCCGUUCGCAUGUGGAGUCCAUGCGACCCGAGGCGAAUGCCGAGUGGGUCUAGUGCAUACUAAGCCACGGUGAUGACCACGACGAUUUCUAUCAACCAUCCAGUGGAAAGAUGGAAUGCAGCUAGGCUUUAAAAGAGUCAGCUAGUGUAAAUUUUCUUCCCUUCUAGAGGACGUAGUAAGCUAAGCAAUACCACUUGUUUGAAUAAAUACUAACAACAACACUACACAUGU